This is a messenger RNA of Mytilus trossulus (common blue mussel), 1949 nucleotides long. RefSeq names its product protein rolling stone-like. The record is from RefSeq and is a predicted model, not a curated record. Gene Ontology annotation, cellular component: membrane. Bases 28 to 957 code for a protein of 309 amino acids. NCBI's taxonomy places the organism in Eukaryota, Metazoa, Mollusca, Bivalvia, Mytilida, Mytilidae. The transcript is spliced from 2 exons.
UAACAGGGGAGAUAAUAAAAAGUAAAAAUGGUUCUAAAAAUCUUGAAAGCAGAAUUUUGUUUUAAGAAAUUAGGGUUUGGGGAUGUUCAUCCUGGUAGAUUUGUAUAUUCUCAGUGGCGAUUACCUCCCUUGAUUUAUCUCUUGUAUCGACUAGCACUGGCAGCUUAUGCAGAUUACUGGAUAAUUGAAACUGGUACUAUGAUGGAGUCUAUGAGAUGGCAGAACACAUCAACAUUGACAAAUGGUAGCAGUCGCAUGUUAAUUGAAUAUUCCUUUCCAGUCUAUCUGACAAACUGGACCUAUCUAAUGCUUUGUUUAUAUUUAACCCUUCAUUUUCUGUUUGCGCUGCUUCAUUACUGCAUUAAGUUUAGGACUUCAAACAUGCUCUCAAGACCCCAUGCUGAAGGACAUCGUGCCUUGUUUAAUGAAUUGACCUUGACUCCAACUUUUUGGGAUGAAGAUCGUGAUUCAGAAGAGACAGAAGAUGCUAUUGUUAAAUUGUAUUCCUUGCCGUGGUACUUUAAACUUACAUGGAUUUUUUAUACCAUUGCUACCACAGCUUCUGUAAUGGUGACAUUUAUGUUUUUUGCAUUUUUAUGGCCACAAUUUGACCACAGUAAAGGAAUUGACAUUAUCAACUUACAGCUACAUGGCAUAAAUUCUGUGAUAGUUGUCGUAGAUCUUCUAAUCAGUGCAGUACCAGUUAGAUUAUUACAUGCAGUAUAUGCCAUAAUUUAUGGCCUGAUUUAUAUCACAUUUACUGGCAUAUUUUUUGCUGCUGGUAAUCGCAGUCCCAUAUACCCACAUGUAUUGGAUUGGAGACAGCCUGCAAUUACUAUUGGUGUGGUGGUUGGUGUAGCAGUAAUUGCUGUGCCAAUAGUUCAUUUAGUCUUGUUUGGUAUUCACAGAAUAAAGGUUCAAAUUUAUCAUAAAAUUACACCUUGGUCUACCUUAUGAGUUUCAUUCAUAAGAGCUAUAAAGACAAAUGAGAAAUAUCUGGUAAUUCCAUGUACAUGUUACUACAUGUAUGUUGGAUUUUUUUUCUGUCAGAUUGUUUAAGCCUUAAAAGGAGCAUCUUAUAUACAAGUGUAAUUCCCGAUAUAAUGGAUAUGGUCCAAUCAUGAUACAUAUACCUAUUACCAACAACAUGGUCUUUGAACACUUUUUGAUACUUAAACAUUUAGGCCAAAAUAAUUUUUGCAAAAAUCUCAAAUUCUCUGAUCAUGUUUAUUGCAUUUUGGAAAUAUAUAUGCAUUCAAUUUGACAUAAAUUGAUAAUAAUAAUAAAUUUGUCAUCUGUUUCUUUUUUUUUAAUAUGUGAACUUAUUUAUGAUUUGUUGUAAAUGGCUGCUCAUUUUAGAGACAAAAUCAAUGCUUUCAUUUAAGGGGGCUUGUGGGUAUAAAUCAUUUUUUUUUUUGUAAUAUAGGAUUUCGCUAUAUUUUUUUUUAUAAAUGAAGUUUAUCAUAUCAUGUUAACAUGGUCAAUAGAAAAAUGAAAUAAAAAAAUGGGUGCACCGUUUAUUUAAGCUCACAAUCUUCCUCCGAAAGAAGCAUACAUUUUUGUUAAUAAUGAUCUUUUUUUCUGUUAAACUAAUAGGAGAAAUAGAGGUAAUAUCGUAAUAAAAUAAUAACAUAAUUUCAGAAAUUGCCUAAAUUUUACGAUUAUUUUGUUUAUGUAUAGCUUAUUUGAAAACAAUAAUAAAAAAUAUAGGUCACAGAUGUGUUAAAAAAGAUAUAUCAAUGUUAAUGCAAAAAAAAUGGCAUUUCUGCACCAAAGGGAGAUAAUUUGGAGCUUUUUCAAUGAUAGUAACAUUUUAAAAGUCAUUGAGGGCCAAACAGAAUCGAUUUUUUUGGUUGAUUUUUGUACCAUAUUAUAAAGUAAUAACCAAUAGUGUAAUAAAUAAAAUUUGUAAUGAAAAAAAAAAAAAAAAAAAAAAAUCUGAAAUUUUU